Messenger RNA from Pedinophyceae sp. YPF-701, 3297 nucleotides. The record is from the annotation of a GenBank genome assembly. NCBI's taxonomy places the organism in Eukaryota, Viridiplantae, Chlorophyta, Pedinophyceae.
AUGAGGGCGGCAGUGCGGGGGGCGCCGCGGGCGCACGGGGCCGCGGUUCCCGCGUGCAGGUCGCGGAGAACCGCGUCGCUGCGCGCCCGUCGAGUCGCUAGGGUGGCGAGGGCUGGUGCGCAGGCGGGGCGUGAAGGCGACGCGGGCGCGGGUGAGAGCGGCUGGGAGGACUGGGGCGAGGCGCCGAAGGAGAAGCGGGAGCGCAAACGUGGCGCUCGCGAUGCCGACGACGACCUCCCGGCGUUCCUCAAGGAUUCGGAGUCCCUCGGCGCCGACAUGCCCAGCAUGGCCAACUUUGCGUCCGACAUGUACCCCGCCGGCUACUACACCGACCAGGACGCCGGCCACGGUGCGGACGAGUCGGCCUCCGCCUGGAGCCCCACGCAGUUCGCUGACGACGACGACCCGUGGGGCGAGGGCGACCCCGCGACGCCCGGCGUCAUCCGCGCCGGCACCGAGGAAGCCGCGGCGGGCUCCGACGACUGGUCCUGGCUCGGCGGCGACGCGGGCGACGCCAACGCCGCGUGGGCGGGCGAGGGCGACGCGGUCCCUAUGCAGGACGACGCGGUCCCUAUGCAGGACGACGCGGUCCCUAUGCAGGACGACGCGGGCCUGCCGGAGUGGGACGAGGCGAUCGCGGACGAGGUGUUCGGCGCGGGCGCGUGGGGCCCCGUCGCCGGCGGCGAGCCUAACCCCAACGAUGACCAGGACAGGGGGGACUGGUUCGAGGACGCGCUGGACAUGUUCAGCCGCGACGACGUGGAGAACCUGCACCCGGUAGCGGCGGUGCGGGAGGUGCUCCGCGCCACGUGGGAGGACUCGCUAGCCACCGCCAGGCGCGUGCUGGAGGUGCACGGGGACGACGUGACCCUGGACGAUCGCGUCAUCAUCGUCGAGCACCUCACCGCGACGUUCCGCCACGAGUCCGGCCCCCCCCGCCGCGAGCCCCGCCACUCCGCGGGCGACCUCAUCAGCACCUGCUCGCAGCUCGUCCUCGACGCGGUGGCCGACUCCGAGGUAGAGCUGCCGCACCUCCACCGCCUCCUCACCGCCGCGGACGACUUCCGCCACCCGACGGAGAAGUCCCCCGCCCGCGCGCGCCUCUCCGCGGCCGCCGAGGCGGCUCUGUUGUCGGCGGCGGAGGCAAAGAUGGUCGCGCAGUGCGCCAGCGACGGCGCGGAGGGCGCCGCCGCGUGCACCGGGCCGCUCGCGAGGAUCGCGUCGCUCGUGGCGGACGGCGCGCGCGCGAGCCCGGGCAUCGCGGACGUGCUGACAGCCGCAACGGAACACGCGGCCGCGCUCCCGCAGGCCGACGCUCUGCGGCUCUUCGCGGUCCUGCCGUCCUUCGCCGGCUCGCACGGCUCCGCGACGUUCGACGCAGCGACCGCGGCCGCCGACGCGCUCGGCGCGACCCUCACGUUCGCCGACGCGACCCCGCGGGCGGCGGCCGACGCGCUGCAAGCGUACGAGCACUUCGGCAUGCCUCCGCCCCGGGCGGCGCUGGGGACGCUCGAGGCGCUCGUGCGCGACCUCACCGCCAACAAGACCGUCGCGACGGGCGCCACGUCCCUCCUCCUCAACCGCAUUGUUGUUUUGGACCUUGCGGAGGAGUUUGAGGACGCGUCGCUGGUGGAGGCGGCGCUGAAGCACUGCGUGCGCGCAGCGUACACGCUGCCGACGUCGGGGCUGAUCGACCUGCUCGACGCGGCCGUGCUGGUCGAGGCGGAGGAGGACGUGCAGGUGGAGGUUGCGCGGGAGCUGUGCGCGGCGCUGACGACGCCGCGGACGACCGCGCUCGCCGAGGUGAACCGCGCGCUCGCGGCGCUGCUCGACAGCGACGUCAGCCUCUCGACGGACGACAGGACGCAGAUCAUGCGCGCGAUGGCCUACCACGCGCAGCGCGCGUCGCUCGGGCACGCCUGCGACGCGCUGGAGGCACUGGCGUCCACGCAGUGGGAGGAGACGCACUGGAGCUUGGUCGAGGCGCUCGUCGUGCGCGUCCUCGACAGCUCGCGCGGCCACAGCGGCCUCGCGCCCGCGGACUCGCACGUCCUGCGCGCCAUCGUCGCCCUCCCGCAGACGCCGUUCGGGCCUCCGCCGCUCACCCUGGACGCGCUGGUGGACGCCGCGUGCGACGCGCUGCCGGACGCCACCACGAAGGAGGUCCUCCAGCUCCUCGACGCGCUCGCGCAGCUGCGCGCGUACCGCCUCGAGGGCCCCACGCUCAACCGGCUGGCGCACGCAUGCCUGUUGAACCGAAGCGGGAUGGACCCGGAACAGGCCGUGGACGUGCUGGAUCUGCUCGCACGCGCCGGCGUGAAGCUCAGGGGCGACGCGGCGGCCAGCGUCGAGGCGCUGUUCGACUCGGUGGUCGCCGAGCGGAAGGAGCUGCCGCCGCAGGACGUCGCGGUCGCGCUGUACGCGUCCGCCGCGCUGGGGAUCCGGGAGAAGCCCGAGCGGACCGCGGCGAUGCUCGACGUCGUCGUCGCGGCCGCGCGGAUGGGCCGUGUGGAGUACAGCAGCGCUGCGACGUGCCUGCGCGCGAUCGCGAAGCUCAAGCACGCCGCAGCGCCGCGCACCCUCGACGGCCUGCUCUCGUUCCUCGGCGCCGAGGUCCCGCACAUGACGCCCGAGGGCACCGCGACGUGCCUGUUCGCGCUGGGCGUCGCGGCGCCGGCCCUCGGGCCGCAGCUGCUGACGCGCCUGGUGAAGCGCUUCGCGUCGCAGCGGAAGCAGAUGGACGCGAAGGAGCUCUCGAACGCGCUGUGGGCGCUCGGGCGGCUGAACGCGCCCACGGAGAUGGACAGCCUGGACGACAUUCUCGACGAGGUGGACCUGCGCGUGGACGCGGGCAGCAUGAACUGCCGCGACCUGUCCGACUGCGCGAGCGCGAUCGCCGCGCUGUCGCGCCGGCGGCCGCUGCGCCGCGGACUCUUCCGGAAGCUGCUCUCGAAGCUGGCGCGCGCCCUGGAGGACGGCGACCGCGUCAACGGCGGCGAGCUCAUCCGCGCGAUGACCGCCGCGCUCCUCCUCGAGCACGAGCUCCAGGGCCGCGGGCGCCCGCGUUUCUGGCCCAUCGCAUUCGAGGCGUGCUCCGUCGUCCGCCUCUCCGCGCGCGACAUGGCACAGCUCCACGUCAUCGCGGAGGCGCUCGCGGACAAGGAGCAGUACCACCUCCUGGACCACCUCGCCGCGAACGUGCAGGCGUCCGCGCGGCGCGCGUACAAGAGCCCCGCCGGCGAGAAGCUGCGCGAGAUGAGCGACCAGCUCCUCGGGAGCCGCGACGAAGACCGGUGA